This is a messenger RNA of Ilex paraguariensis (yerba mate), 622 nucleotides long. NCBI's taxonomy places the organism in Eukaryota, Viridiplantae, Streptophyta, Magnoliopsida, Aquifoliales, Aquifoliaceae. The record is from the annotation of a GenBank genome assembly.
GACGAACCCAAAUCGAAUCGUGUGAUCGUAGCACUUUUGUUUUCAAUCUCAGUCUCACCAAUGCAGGCGAAUUCCAACUCUUCGUCGUCCUUAGGCGAAGACCAAAACCCUAACCCUAACCCUGACCCUAACUCAAUCGAUCGGUCCCUCGACGCAAUCGAAGACCGGUUAGCGUCAAUCUCACUGGCCCAAUCCGAAACCGCGUCGUCCAAUGAAGAACCAUUAAAGGAGGUCGCAAAUGGAUCAAUGAACGAUAACAAUCACGAGGAGAGCACGGUAGCUAAGAUGGAAGAGCAGAGUCGCAGCAAGUUAGUGACGGAAUCGUCCUUUGUUUUUGAGGAGGUUAAGGAGAGCUCGUCGACGGGUGGUUUUACGUGGAGGAAUAAUUCGGAGCUGGAAGUGGAAGAAAAUGGGUCGUCGAGCCCUAGUAGUAGUGGGUAUGCUGGUGGGAGAGGUAGUAGUGGUGGCACUAGUGCAUCUGGGAUUGAGGAGGUUGGUGAGGAUGAUGGUAUUCGUGGUGUUGGAAACGAUGAUUCUAUUAACGGAGUAUCAGACUUGCAGGAGAACUCAUGGGUGCCGGGGAAGCGACAUCUCGAUGAGGUGAGUCGAGAUAUGUUACACU